GGUAUAUCAAAAAGACCUAACUGACCCGAGCUCUGAUCAUCAUACUCUGUGCUUUUUGUUUCUUUUCUGAAUUUCUGAUCCCCGAGUCUCUCACGCUGCAAUUAUAGGAAAGCGGCGAUCGGAGAUGAAGAAGGAAGAUACAGUGAAGCUAAUCAGCGCCGAGGGUUUCGAAUUCGUGAUCGAUAAGGAGGCGGCUAUGGUUUCUCAGACCAUCCGCAACAUGCUCACUUCUCCUGGGGGUUUCGCGGAGACAGAGCACAGAGAAGUGACUUUUCCUGAGAUUAGUACCACUAUUCUCGAGAAGAUCUGCCAGUACUUCUAUUGGCACCUUCAAUAUGCAAGGGGGAAAGAGACCGAGUUUCCUAUAGAGCCCGAACUCACUUUGGAAUUGAUGAUGGCAGCUAAUUAUUUGCACACCUGAAAACUCGGCCAGCAACCUAACAGGGAUGGUUUCAUCAUCCAACGAAUCAUAGAGCACCCAUCUUCAGCAUUUGCUUCAGGCCUGUCUGUGAGUGUAGACUGUAGUUUUACUUCUGGUUUAUCGCUGAAAUUUGUAUUGUAACACUCUAGAUAUUUAUGCUGUUUUCGGUCGGGGUUGUUUUAGACUGCUACUUUUUAGAAACUUGGACAACAAUAUUAGUAAGUGUGAAUGUAAAUCUGUCCUAAUUUACUUGAACUUAUUUACAAUCUAGUGUAAAUACUAGCAAUGUGGGUGUUUUUUUCAAACUUUUUUUUUCAGUGGUAGUUUUAAGUCAAUUCAUUAAAACACUAAGUUUAUU
Cuscuta campestris is the source of this 779-nucleotide messenger RNA. NCBI's taxonomy places the organism in Eukaryota, Viridiplantae, Streptophyta, Magnoliopsida, Solanales, Convolvulaceae. The record is from the annotation of a GenBank genome assembly.